CCAAGAUGGCGGCGAAUGAGGAGCGUGACACGCCCCGCUUCCUCAGCCCGCGGCGGCCGGGCGGCCGUGGGCUUGCACAGCUUUCCUCACACGCUUCAUUACGGUUUCCCUGUUCGUCCUCCCAUCCCUUCCUCCACCCGCUCCCCCGAGUCAUCACUUCUUUGCCACCUGCGGAGCAGCUCCAGCUCUAAACCAGGAGGAAGAUCUGAACCUGCUAAGCAGCCCCUUAAGAAACCAAAGUUACCAGUAGGUCGGUUUGAUGAAACAGAAGAGUCCAGUAUAGAGAAGGAGCCCCUGGAAAAAUUCCCUGAUGGAAUCAAUCCUACUACAAAAGAGAGGGGUGGACCUAGAGGCCCUGAACCUACACGAUUUGGAGACUGGGAGAGAAAAGGACGUUGUAUAGAUUUCUAAUAUUUAAAUGUCUGUAUUGCUAAUAAAAUAUUUCUGGUUGCUGAAAAAUAUAAUGUACAGAAAAAAUCUCACCUGGAUUUGUCAUUGAGCUUAUUGUUUCUGUCGUGCCACCACAUUCUGUCAUGUGAUGAAUUUUCUGAAUAACACAAUGUGAUUAAACACAAUGCUGCAGCUCAGAUUAUGGAGCUGUUAGUGGCUCA
Messenger RNA from Corvus hawaiiensis (hawaiian crow), 611 nucleotides. It is a transcript of the gene SDHAF4, whose product is annotated as succinate dehydrogenase complex assembly factor 4. NCBI's taxonomy places the organism in Eukaryota, Metazoa, Chordata, Aves, Passeriformes, Corvidae. Gene Ontology annotation, biological process: mitochondrial respiratory chain complex II assembly. The record is from RefSeq and is a predicted model, not a curated record. The transcript has 3 exons. Gene Ontology annotation, cellular component: mitochondrion. The coding region runs from base 16 to 411 and encodes 131 amino acids.